This is a messenger RNA of Cyclocybe aegerita, 1434 nucleotides long. NCBI's taxonomy places the organism in Eukaryota, Fungi, Basidiomycota, Agaricomycetes, Agaricales, Hemipholiotaceae. The record is from the annotation of a GenBank genome assembly.
AUGACAGCCCUGAGGCAGCUUUACCCCAAAAGACCUUUACACACACCCCUCCCUCUUCUUGAGGAUCUGACUCAACGUGGUUUCAUCCAAAACUUGACUAGACGCGACGCCCUUCAGAAUGCCCUUCAAGCCAGCAAGCAGACGGUCUAUGCGGGGGUUGACCCGACUGCGGGUUCUCUUCACAUAGGCCACCUCAUCCCCUUGAUAUGCCUUCUCCAUUUCCAAGUUCGCGGUCACUCCAUUAUUCCCUUGGUGAGCACCGUCUUCGUUCUCUCACGGAAUCAGGCUCAUGACGAGAAGAUUGGUGGUGCAACAGGACGCGUCGGAGACCCAUCCGGCCGACUGACCGAACGUCAACCUGCUGACAUCAAGAAGGUUGAGGACAACGUCGUCAAUCUUACGUCAAGCAUACAGCUCUUCUUCAAACGAGCACUCCCCUACGCUCGUUCCCGCAUCCAACUCGAUGAAGCUGUUUCUGUGGAACCUCAAGUCGUUAGCAACCUACAAUGGCACGAGACAUUCACCUUGCUGGACUUCCUUGCAAAAGUUGGACUUCAUGCUCGAGUGAACGCCAUGAUGAAUCGCGAGAGUGUACGUGCUCGCUUAGAUUCACAGCAAGGUCUAUCCUUCACCGAAUUCACCUACCAACUACUGCAAGCCUACGACUUUUAUCACCUGCACAAAUACUUCGAAUGUUCCAUCCAAGUGGGCGGCUCUGAUCAAUGGGGCAACAUUGUGGCAGGAUUGGACCUGAUCAGCAAACUCGAACCUGACACUUCACAUAACCAGGAAUCUAGCGUAGCCUACGGCAUUACCACCCCUCUCCUAACCACUUCCACGGGAGAGAAGUUCGGGAAGAGUGCUGGAAAUGCGAUCUGGUUGGACCCUACUCUUACCAGCGUCUUCGAUUUCUACCAGUAUUUCCUCAAAGUAACUGAUGCAGAUGUUAGGAAGUACCUGAAACUCUUUACGCUCCUAUCGAAUGAAGAAAUCCAAACCGUCUUGGAAACUCAUGAAAAAUCCCCAGAACUAAGGGUUGCGCAACAUCGUCUAGCUGCAGAGGUGACAGAAAUGGUCCACACAAAAAUUGGUGUUGCUCAAGCAGUUACACGAACUAAAUUACUUUUUGGCUCCGACUACGCGACCUUUAAAGCUAAAGAUAUCCUGUCUGCUUUCGAUCAAGACCCUCGGCUCGUGAAGGUCCCCAGGCAGGAGAUUUUGGAUACUUCUGCUGGAAAACUGGCUGCGAAACAUGGACUCGUGUCAUCAAAUUCUGUCUCGCGUUCACUUAUCUCGUCUCGCGGUCUGUACUUGAACAAUCAACCUGUUGAAGAUGUACAAUACAAAAUCCUGCCUGAGGAACUUCUGGACGGAAAAAUUGCCAUUUUGCGUGCAGGAAAGGACAAGCUCCUGGUUCUUGCGGCUUCAGAUUGA